Monascus purpureus is the source of this 321-nucleotide messenger RNA. NCBI's taxonomy places the organism in Eukaryota, Fungi, Ascomycota, Eurotiomycetes, Eurotiales, Aspergillaceae. The record is from the annotation of a GenBank genome assembly.
AUGUGCGAACGGCUGGUUCAGCUGCGCCGACACUGCUGGUGGUGGGUGCUGCCCGUCCGGGUUCGCAUGCGGGUCGAGCUGUGUAGCGACCGUGUCAGCCACAGGGGCGUCGGCGUCGGCCUCACAGACCGUGGCCAAGGCACAACCUCAGCCGCAGGCCCAGAGUGCAUCCUGUUUGAUGUUCCAGGUCGACGUGAAGAUGCUUGGAAUCAGCGUUUUGGGGACGAUCUUGCUAUUUUGGUUGCAUUUGAUGGCAUUUUGAUCCUGGUUUCUCUACUUCUCGAUGACUUGUACGAGUACUACGAGCCGUGUACCAUGUAA